AGUGCCAGUGGAUAACACACCAAUCACCACCAGCAAAACGUGUUGAGCUCGGCCUGGUGAUCGCGGCCAAAAAAAUCCUAGUCUUCUCCUCUCCCGCGCCGAAGCUUCCUCCGCCGUGCGUCGUUUUCCCAGCAGCGGGGUCAGAGAACCGGUGGACAAGAAACCUCUCCACCCACCCACCUCCGCCGCUGCAGAAUAGAAAUUGCGGCAUUGCCUCCGGCUUGAGCAGUAAUUGACUUGACCUCACUUCCCCUGUGGGGAGGCUUUAAUUUUCUUCCGAUCGAUCAUAGUAUCCGCUGCGGUGUGAUUGCCUGCCCCCACCCCAUUGCGCCUGCGCCUGCGCCUCGCUUCAUCCGGUGCGCUGCCCGCCUCACUCCCGUCGUCCUCUUCCUCGUCCUCGCUCUCGUCGCGGAGCGGUGUGGAGGCGCGCGCUCCUUGAAGGCACGGGGCAAGAGCGGAGGUGAGUGAGUCCGAGCCCCGUGGAUUGCUGGUUCGGUGGUCGGAACUCGUGGAGUAGCAAGAGCGGCGGCGGUUACGAUAUCUCACGCCAGCAGUUUGUCCUCAUCUACCACCCACUUCCCCUGAUCCCCUCCCCAGUACCCACUUCUCUCAUAUCCCCUCCCGCAUCAUCUCUCUUUUUUUCCUCCUCUUAGCGAGGACGCCGAAUUCGCGAUUGGCUUAGGCGGUGUGUGCGGAUCAAAUCGAGUCUGGAAGAUCAUCUGGGUGUUGGAGUCAUCCAGAGGCACAAGCUGAGGAAUGGGGCAAAAGGACUCCAAGCCUUCACAUGGAUAUGGCUACUCUUCUUAUGAUUACGGGAGUGCUUCAUCGGGAUACACCUCGAGAAACACUGGGAAUUCGUCCUCCAGUUAUAGCGUCAGGUACGCGCCUUCUUCGGAGAACAGUGUACAGCCGGAGACACAUGCCAGGUUGCAGAGGAAGUAUUCCAAGAUCGGUGAUGACUACCGUUCUUUGAGCCAGGUGACUGAAGCUUUGGCACAGGCAGGCCUUGAAUCUUCAAAUCUUAUUGUAGGCAUUGAUUUUACAAAGAGCAAUGAAUGGACAGGUAAAAUUUCCUUCAAUCGCCGCUGCCUGCAUGAUAUUGGAAACACUCCAAACCCAUAUGAGCAAGCUAUAUCUAUUAUUGGAAGGACACUUUCAGCAUUUGAUGAAGAUAAUUUGAUUCCCUGCUUCGGAUUUGGUGACGCGUCAACUCAUGAUCAGGAGGUAUUCAGCUUUUACCCAGAGAACCGCCCAUGCAAUGGAUUUGAAGAGGCGCUAGACAGAUACAGAGAAAUCGUUCCAACUCUUCGAUUAGCAGGACCUACAUCUUUUGCGCCGAUGAUUGAGACAGCAAUUGGAAUUGUUGACAGCACUGGUGGUCAAUAUCAUGUUCUUCUGAUAAUCGCCGAUGGACAGGUUACCCGAAGUGUCGAUACACAAUCUGGACAGUUGAGUCCACAGGAGCGGGAUACUAUUGAUGCAAUAGUAAGAGCAAGCCAGUUCCCCCUGUCAAUUGUUCUUGUCGGGGUUGGUGAUGGACCAUGGGACAUGAUGCACCAGUUUGAUGACAAUAUACCUGCUCGGUCAUUUGACAAUUUCCAGUUUGUGAAUUUCACGGAGAUUAUGUCGAAGAGCAUAGCAGCUGACAGAAAGGAGGCAGAAUUUGCAUUGUCAGCGCUGAUGGAAAUCCCUACACAGUACAAAGCAACAAUUGAUCUCCAACUCUUAGGCCGUCGCCAAAGAAUAACCCCAAGAAUUGCUCUGCCACCACCAACAAGGACCGCGUAUUCGCGGUCCAGUAGCUUUAGCCAACAGUCUGGUGUUUAUUCGCGAUCAAGUAGCUUUGACCAACAAACAAGUGGCGCCUCUCAGCAACGUUCUGAGAGCUUGAAACAGCAGAAGAAACCUGCAGCCCCGAAGAGACCUGACACUUAUGCUUCAGAAAGAGCUUUAGAGGACAGAAUUCUGUGCCCCAUCUGCAUGUAUAAAUCCAAGGACCUUGCAUUUGGAUGUGGACAUCAGACUUGCUACGAAUGCGGGAGAAAUUUGGAGCGCUGCCCUCUGUGCCAGCAGAACAUAACCACGAGGAUCAGGCUCUACUGAUUUGAUCAGGCUAUGAAUUAGAAAAAUCUUGGAACAACAGACUCCCGGGCAAGAUGUUCAGAACCAGCUUUGUUUGUACCGUGCUUCAUUUUGUAAUUGGUGUCACUUUUCUCGGUAGUUAUGCCAAAGGAAAGCGCACCAGAAAAUAAUGUACAUAUUUAUCUUCCAGUAGUACUGUACAUUGCGAGCUGCACAUAGAUCAAGGUUUUUUUGUGUGUG
Molecule: messenger RNA, 2322 nt
Organism: Zea mays
Lineage: Eukaryota; Viridiplantae; Streptophyta; Magnoliopsida; Poales; Poaceae
Product: E3 ubiquitin-protein ligase RGLG2
Exons: 12
Coding region: 757-2103 (448 amino acids)
Biological process (GO): protein ubiquitination
Cellular component (GO): nucleus
Molecular function (GO): ubiquitin-protein transferase activity
Source: RefSeq, a predicted model, not a curated record